CCCCGCCCCCCUGAUUGAGCUCAGAAACAAACAAUAGCUCUCUCCACUGGACGGCAGAAUGACAAACAGAACCUACAAACAAAGGGAGAAGAUGAUCUGCAGCAUCCUGCUGCUCAUCACACUGACCUCCUGUGUCUCUGGAUCAUUUGUAGUGAAUGUGAGACAGAGAUCCUAUCAGGCAGAGGAGAACCACAACAUCACACUGGAAUGGACGUUCUCACCCAGAACAGACGGUUCCUCCAAGUCCAUUUUUAUCUUCUGUGAACUGUUAACUGAUCUCGGACCCUUCGCCCUGUUUGACCUACAUAAAGAUCUCGAGGUUCCAGAGUCUCAGCAUGAAUGGUUUUCAGGACGAGUCCAGUUUGACAAAGACGUCCUCAGAGAAGGACGACUCAGACUCCACAUGUCCAGACUCAGGACUGCUGACUCGGGUCUGUACCUGUGUAGAGUUAACAUAGGUUAUGGGUGGAACUCUGGCCAAUGUCGCCUCAAUGUCACAGCAGCGAGGGAUCGGCCCAAACCUGAGACACCAAACACAGCAAGUGGAGGAAGAGAUGCUUCCAAGACAGGAAGUCCAUCAGAACCAGAGAGUCCGGGAUGGAUCGUCCUCUACUGUGGACUGGGACUGUUAGUAGCAGGACUUCUGCUGGGUGUUUGUUACCGUUUAUACAAUGGUAAAAUAGGUACGAGCAUUGUAGUUUGGUGCAAUGAACAACAGAGCGGCUCAGAUGCCAAUGCUGCUCCCGGCUCAGAAAAUGGUUCCAUUUUAAAAAAUUUAACCAUUAAUGCCAGAAAAGUGCUAGAAUCAAAAUUUAAACAGAAAGAAUAGUAGUUCUCCUGUGACUGGCAGCUAAUUAUAACAACAGGUAACCAUAGCAACAUCUAAGAAUCAUCACUUGACAUUACAUUCGUUUGGCUGAAACUUUUAUCCAAAGUGACUUACAACAAGUGCAUUUUUAUUUACUAAACUAAAUGCACUCACUCAGUAUGAUCAUUUUACAUGAAACCAUCAAAUGAAAAUGUUAUAGUAUACGUACACUUUUUAGACAAGGAGAUGGCGAGGGUGGGCGACAAUGUCAUAAAGAAUAAGAACAACAACGACGAGAACAAUAACAGUUUUAAAGAUUUCCAUGACCGUAUCAACAUUCAGUGUAUUGGAUAAUAAAAUCGCAAUGGACUCUUUGUAUAAAAAAGAAGCUUUUUCAAGUCAGCAUGGAACAAGUAACUAAAAAAAGAUAUCUGGAAGGGGGGGGGUUCCAUAGAUUUCGGAGGAAGGGAGGUGUUAGAGGUUUGUGUGAAUUUUUUUCUUUAUUUUUACUAACUAACGAACCAAAAAAAAACAACAUUUCUUCUUGAGAUAAAAUAUAUUGUUAUACUGUCUUUUUUUUUGUUGUUGUUUAAUUUGCUCCAUUUUUAUUUGGUUGAAUUGUCACGUUCUGCACUUUGAACAAUUAAUAGCCCAAAAGGACAAGUUACAUUUCUUACUGAGACAAAGUAUAUUGUUUGACUGUGGUUGGUAUUUCUCCAUGUGGCCAACAGUGGCAUUCAGUUGUUAAUAAAUUACCAACGGUUUAUGGUGUCAUUGUCUUUUUAGUUACAGCUGUUUUGAAAGGACAUGAAGCUUCAAGACGCCAUGAUACGAAAUAGUUUUCAUCUUUUUAUUUUGGUUAAGUGACUUGUUUACUUGACAAAGCAAAAGUUGAUGUUAUCUUAUUUCUUUACUUUUGGUUGCUGCGGCAUCCUUUUUUUGUGUUGUUUUUGUGUUUCUGCUGUAUCUGAACAAUGUGCUUUAUUGUCAAGCAUUACAAAAACACUCUGCACAGAGUUUAUAAGCAGCUUUUACACAGACCUUUUAAAAAAACAAAACAUUUAAAUUCAAAUGUACUGUUGCUGUUUUAUUAAAAUUUUGUCUGUUAGCUGUAAUUUGUUCGUUGUAUGUGUACUUGAAAGAAAGCAUCAUACAGUGCAUCAAAACAGGGAUUAUAAUUCAUAAUAAAAAGAUAAGAAUGUAUUACAUUUUAAGUAUUAUACACUUUGCAAAAAGAACAAAUGGCAGUGAGCGACCAAGAUGUAUGUAUUAUACUUGACCUUUUAAGUCUUUGUAAAGUGAGUUAUAAUUAUUGUUUGAAUAUGUAUGAUGAUGAAACUAUAAUAAUAAAGUGCUAUA
Anoplopoma fimbria (sablefish) is the source of this 2167-nucleotide messenger RNA. RefSeq lists its product as uncharacterized. Gene Ontology annotation, cellular component: external side of plasma membrane. Gene Ontology annotation, biological process: cellular response to lipopolysaccharide; cell surface receptor signaling pathway; negative regulation of T cell proliferation. The transcript is spliced from 4 exons. The coding region runs from base 59 to 829 and encodes 256 amino acids. The record is from RefSeq and is a predicted model, not a curated record. Lineage: Eukaryota; Metazoa; Chordata; Actinopteri; Perciformes; Anoplopomatidae.